Molecule: messenger RNA, 2742 nt
Organism: Larimichthys crocea (large yellow croaker)
Lineage: Eukaryota; Metazoa; Chordata; Actinopteri; Sciaenidae
Product: 5-aminolevulinate synthase, nonspecific, mitochondrial
Exons: 11
Coding region: 44-1999 (651 amino acids)
Biological process (GO): hemoglobin biosynthetic process; heme biosynthetic process; erythrocyte development
Cellular component (GO): mitochondrial matrix; mitochondrion
Molecular function (GO): pyridoxal phosphate binding; 5-aminolevulinate synthase activity
Source: RefSeq, a predicted model, not a curated record
UCCUCUGUGGUCUCGCUGGUCAUAGGUUGGUUUGGAGUCAGUCAUGUUUCGAAAGGCAUUUUUCGUCUGUUACAUGAAGGUGGACUGGGAUGCGUUCAGGUCAAAAAUAUGUCAUAUGGACGCAAUGAUCCGCCGGUGCCCUUUCCUGACUGUUGUGCCCAGUGUUUGCCUGCAGCUAGCUAAGAAGUCAUCAUUGGUGAGCUAUGCUCAAAAGUGUCCUGUGAUGAUGGACCUGGCCUCCAGUCCUCUGGCCAGAGCUCUGUCUUCUUCAUCUUUUGUAACCAAAGACACUCUAACAAAUGAUGAUCAGAAGCAUGAAGACAGUUUAACCCCAGACUAUGUAGCACCACCUGCUGGCCAGGCUGUUGGCUCCAAAUGCCCUUUUCUGGCUGCAGAAAUGGUGCAGAAUAACACCAGGGUAGUACGAAAGGCCAGCAUGGAGCUGCAAGAAGAUGUCCAGGGGUUGCACUCUGUCCACACGGGUAAACAAUCACACAGCACACCUGCAAUUGGAUACCCGUACAGGAAAACAGAUGUAGAUUUAUUGCUCGUGGAUCUUAUCAGGGGAGACAAGGCCAACACAGUGACACCUAAAAGCCUUUUCAAACACAUAUCUUCCAAAGUGUCUCACCUGCUAAAGGAUAAUCUGUCUGACACUGUCACCUUCGAGUAUGACAGGUUUUUUGAAAAGAAGAUUGAAAGCAAGAAGACCGAUCACACAUACAGGGUUUUUAAGACAGUCAACCGGCAUGCCUUCUCAUUCCCCAUGGCAGACCACUACUCAGAGUCUUUUCAGGCAAAAAAAGAUGUAUCCGUGUGGUGCAGCAAUGACUAUCUCGGCAUGAGCCGUCACCCCAAAGUCACUCAGGCUAUCAUGGACACAUUACAAAAGCAUGGUUCUGGUGCAGGAGGAACACGAAACAUUUCAGGAACAAGCAAAUUCCACGUGGAACUUGAAUAUGAGCUUGCUGACCUGCAUGGCAAGGAUGCUGCGCUGCUGUUUACUUCCUGCUUUGUAGCUAAUGACUCCACAUUGUUUACACUGGCAAAAAUGCUACCAGGUUGUGAAAUCUACUCUGACGCUGGCAACCAUGCCUCAAUGAUCCAGGGUAUAAGAAACAGCGGAGUCAAGAAGUUUAUCUUCCGUCACAAUGACGUAAGCCACCUUCAAGAGCUGCUAGAGAAGUCAGACCCUUCCACUCCAAAGAUUGUUGCCUUUGAGACAGUGCAUUCAAUGGACGGAGCUGUGUGCCCACUCGAACAGAUGUGUGAUAUUGCCCACAAGUUUGGUGCCAUUACCUUUGUGGAUGAAGUUCAUGCUGUGGGCUUGUAUGGGCCCAGAGGAGGAGGCAUUGGGGACAGAGACAGAAUCAUGCACAAGAUGGACAUCAUCUCUGGUACUCUUGGCAAGGCAUUUGGCUGUGUGGGCGGCUACAUUGCCAGCACCAGCGCCCUUGUAGACACAGUGCGCUCCUACACUGCAGGCUUCAUCUUUACCACGUCCCUGCCCCCCAUGCUGCUGGCGGGGGCAAAGGAGUCCAUCAGGGUCCUGAAAAGUGAGGAGGGCCAGGUUCUGAGGAGGAAACAUCAGAGGAGUGUCAAGCUUCUCCGACAAAUGCUAAUGGACUCAGGCCUUCCUGUGGUCCACUGCCCAAGCCACAUUAUUCCUGUUCGGGUGGCAGAUGCAGAGAAGAACACUGAGAUCUGUGACAUCAUGAUGUCUCACUACAACAUCUACGUCCAGGCAAUCAACUACCCCACUGUUGCUAAAGGAGAGGAGCUGCUGCGCAUCGCCCCCACACCACACCACACCCCACAAAUGAUGUUCUACUUUGUUGACUGUCUUGUGAAAACAUGGAAGGAGGUGGAUUUGGAGCUGAGGCCACACUCCUCAGCAGAGUGUGACUUCUGCCAGCAGCCUCUUCACUUUGAGCUGAUGAGCGAAAGGGAGAAGUCCUAUUUCACAGGUCUCAGUCACAUGAUGCCAGCAGUAGCCUGAUAUCACAUAUAACACUAAAUCCCAGCACAUCCUACUUUUUAGUAUUUUAGCUAUUUAUUGAAACUGAAUGUAUCACUCUGCUUAAAAUGUGUCACGUGUUAAUUUACUUGUGUGUGUUCACUUUUAAAAUUUUGAUAAUGACUUAAACAUGACUUGGUUUUAUUUAUGUGUGAAAAUGUGGUUUUCAGGAAUAACAUAAACCACAACUUCAUAAAUUAAUAUGAAUAUACUUGUUCUUGGUACAUUUGAGCAUCAUUUGCAUUAUACAUAUACCAAUAUAUCAAUCAAACCAAAGCCAAACAUUUAUACAUUUUAUAUGCCUCGUAAUACACUCUACGCAUAUUACUAGGUGGGUUGUCUUACUGAUGUGUUGCAAAUGUACAUAAUGUGUGUUAUGCAAAGAUCUAAUCUGAAUAAUCUAUCCGAGCAUUUCAUGCUAGAAUAAUCAUCCAAGUAUGAAUGGAGAUGGCAGAUGGGAGGAAAAAUCACCCACUCACUCCAAGCCAGUUAUACAGAGAACACACCAUAUCUCAGAUCACUAAUAUGGUUGCAAUCAUGUCUUUUAAGGCUGAUACAGUUUUAUCCUCAAAAUCCAUUAUGACAUACAGGAUGUUUGCUACACAUACAUGUGCUAUGUAUAUGUAAUCUCCUGGUAUUUGCCUGUCACAUCAGUUAUAACAUGUUAUGGAUGGUGGCUUUGCUUUCUGAUAGUAUCAAUAAAAGGUCAGUUAAAGGGUGAUAAU